GUGUACACUAGUCCUUUCUGUUGACCUGAGCAUAGUACAAAAGGUGGCCGCAAAAACCCUAGCGAUUGAGCGCGAGUGUGGCAGCAAUAAUGGCGGACGUAGAAACUGAGGUGAGUCAAGGAGUGCCGAAGAAGAGGACCUUCAAGAAGUUCAGUUUCCGAGGCGUUGAUCUCGAUGCUCUCUUGGACAUGUCCACGGAUGAACUCGUCAAGCUCUUCACAGCACGCGCCCGCAGAAGAUUUCAACGCGGUUUGACCCGCAAACCUAUGGCACUAAUCAAGAAGCUCCGUAAGGCGAAACGGGAGGCUCCAGCUGGUGAGAAGCCAGAGCCGGUGAGAACCCACCUCCGCAACAUGAUCAUCGUGCCCGAGAUGAUAGGGAGCAUCAUUGGUGUUUACAAUGGGAAAACUUUCAAUCAAGUUGAAAUUAAGCCGGAAAUGAUUGGGCAUUAUCUUGCUGAGUUUUCAAUCUCUUACAAGCCGGUUAAGCAUGGAAGGCCUGGUAUAGGUGCCACCCACUCCUCUAGGUUUAUUCCUCUGAAAUGAUGUCAUAUCAAACAACUCUUUUUGUUAAUGUCCAACUUUAUGUUGGUUUAUGGGAAUUAGUUUAAUCAAAUUUGUUGUUGAUUUUGUUUUUCCUUCUGUUAUAGUUUGAUUUUUGGCGUAUUUUGAAAUUGCUCUGGUAUGGGCCUCUAAAGCAUAGGACCAAAUCAUUUCUACACCGCUUUCAAAUUUUGUUUUGUAAUGCCGGAGGUUGGUGAUUAAAUAAUGUCAAUUUUGUUCAGGGACAUUUAUAUUACAA
Vigna unguiculata (cowpea) is the source of this 801-nucleotide messenger RNA. RefSeq names its product small ribosomal subunit protein uS19x-like. Gene Ontology annotation, cellular component: ribosome; cytosolic small ribosomal subunit. The record is from RefSeq and is a predicted model, not a curated record. Gene Ontology annotation, biological process: ribosomal small subunit assembly; translation. NCBI's taxonomy places the organism in Eukaryota, Viridiplantae, Streptophyta, Magnoliopsida, Fabales, Fabaceae. Gene Ontology annotation, molecular function: structural constituent of ribosome; RNA binding.